AUGGCUGCGAGGGACUCGGCCCUGCCGCGGCCCGGGAGGGACGAAGAGGCGGCGCUGCUCCUGGAGAAGGCCCACCACCGCCACGACCCGCGCUGGCUGCUGCCCGCCACCCCUCGCCUCUGCCUGGCCUGCGCGCUGGAGCUGCUGCCGGAGCCCUGCGUGUCGCUGGUGCGCAAGAAGCAUUUGCUGUCCUGCUUCCGAGACGCCCUCCUGCGGCACACGCCCCUGGUCAUGCAGCUGGUGGCCCAGGACCAGAGAGUCUGCACCCACUUCAUGAGCUUGCUUUUCGGACUGUUAUGCAGUGCAGAAGACGGGAGUGUCACAGACCUCUGUAUCGAAGUCCUUGUCCAGCUUACGACUCAGCUGAAGUGCGAGCAGGCCGCCCACUGCCUGCUGGAUGAGUGCCGCAACGAGCUGUGCAACACGCCCUCUAUGCGAGGCAGCCUGGCCAUCCUGACCCUUCUGGGCAAGCUAGUGGACGCCCUGCCUGCUCUGGCAGACAAGCUUGUGGAGCGCGGCGACUUGAUGGAGCAUCUGUGCAGAAGUCUAGCCUACCCCAACGAGGGGGUGCAGGCUUCUGUCUGUUACCUCUAUGGGAAGCUGUACUCGUCACCAGCGGCAGCUGAGAUGCUCUCGGGCCAUUUUCGGGAGAAGCUGUGUUCCCUCUUUCUGUCUACCCUGGAUGGUGCCCAGACAAAGGAGCUUCAGAUCAACUGCUUAGGCUUGCUGAGGCAGCUGCUGAGGGAUGACCUCUUUGUGGCCGUGAUCAUGGACAAGCGUGUGCAGGCGGCGCGCGCUGACGGCGUGGAGGGGCUGCCGGGGGAGCCCUCUCUGCCCUUGGUGCUCAAGAAGCUUCUGCUCUCGAGAGACGAGACUCUGCAGGUGGCCAGCACUCACUGUAUCACGGUGGCGCUCGUCCACGCUCCAGUGAAGUACGCUCCGGCCUUCAUCCAUGCUGACAUCCCAGAGUUCCUCUUUGAGCAUCUUUCCUCUGUCAGUGACGUGCUUGUCUGGUCCUGCUACAACUGCUUGAUACUUCUGGCAGAAGAGCCGCUCUUCUUUUCCAAAUGCCACACGGUGUACGGGAUUGAGUCGGUGGUGAGGAGUCUGCAGAGAAGCCUGAGCACAAACAACACGGAGCUGCACAAGCAGGGCCUGCUGCUUCUUGCCGAGAUCCUGACUCGGCAGCCGGAGGAGAUCAGGCUCUUCACAAGUUCAGCCAUGUGCGGAGAUGCUUGCCAGGCCCUGCAGGAGGCGGUGGGCAGCCCCGUGCUGGAGGUGGCUGCCGAGGCGAUGAAGGCCGUCUCUGCUUUUCUGAGGAAGGACCACCAGAGCGCCCGGCCUGUGCAGUACGGUGCCCUGCGGGCCUUGCUCGAAGCCAUGCUGAGCCGGUGUGCAGACUUCUCCCAGGCCCCGCUGAGCUGGAGGCCCCCGGGCCGAGCCUGCAGUGGGGAUUCAGAGAAGGCGGUUCUUCGGAGGGGAAGGUUCCUCCUGCGCGCUCUGGAGGGAUUCAGAAAUGCCUGCAGGUUGGCAAUGGAGUUCCAGAAUGAGCCUUCUGCCCAGGAGAAUCCAUUCACAGCCCCGAGCGCAGAGAAGGAAGACACCUUAGAGGCCUUUUCGGAAUUUCUUCUCAGUGCCUGUGACUCCCUGUGUAUCCCCAUGGUGAUGAGACACUCGGAGCAGGUGACCCACCCAGCUUUGAUGGAAGUUUUCCUCUCGAUUCUGCACAGCCUCUUUGUCAUCGUUCCCCACAUGAAGGAGAAGUUCUCCAAGAAACUUGCGGCCUCGUCCUUCAUAAGACUGACCCUGGAGCUGAAGGCCAGGUUCUGCAGUGACCGGAGUCACUCAGCCCUAAAUCAGGUGUGUUCCAGUUUCCUCCACCACCUGUGCCUCAACCUCCUCUCAGCCCCAGAGAAGACAGGAGCCCCGUCCCAGGAAGAACUCUCUGCCGCGGCUGAGCUCUUGCAGCACGGGCUGCCCCAGAUAAGCAGCAGGAGCCCCGAGAGCCUUGCCCUCCUGUCAGAGCGCCGAUAUGUGGAGGGGGUGGCUCGCCAGAGACAGUGCUGCCUCCUGCUCCUGUUCUACCUGGCUCACACCUACGACGACAGGUUUGUCUCAGAGCCGGAGUUACUGGUGGCUGUGCAAAGCUUCCUCCUGUCUCUGCAGGAUCAAGGGGAGCGCCCUCCACUGCUGGUCUUUAGAGCCUCCGUCUACCUGCUUGCCGUCUGCCAGGACAAAGACGGCGCACUAGACCAGGCUGUGGUCAGUGCCACCAGGAAGUUCCUCGAGGGCGUCCCGGACCUGCGCUCAGUCUACAGCCACCACCCUCUCCUGCUCAGGUUCUUCCUGCUGCAUCCGGAGCUGAUGAGCAGGUUUGGACACCGCGUCCUGGAACUUUGGCUCUGCUGGGAAGAGAGCAGCUCCGAGGGGCCGGGGCCUGGCUCGCCUGCCGGCAAGGCCGCCCUCCCCGCCAGCUUGGCCGCCCUGUUCCGCGUGCUCAGAAGCAGCCCCAGCAUCCUGCUCAUUUUGCUCGACCUCGUCUACUCCAGCCCGGUGGCCAUCGCCCGCAAGGUGCUGCUCGUCCUGAGGGCCUUUCUGAGGAGGAAUGAAGGCGCCCAAGUGGAUGGGCUCAUCCGUGGCCACUUCCUGCUGAUCCUGCAGCGCCUGCUGGUGGAGCGUGACGCCUCCCCGGCGGGAGCCUCCGGGAACCUGUCGCUGCUGCUGAGCCUCCUGUCCCUGAUGCAGCUGCGGAACCAGCCGGGGCAGGAGCUGGACAGCUUGGCCACGCAGCUCCUCCACCAAGUGAGCGAGCUGUGCGGGAAGUGCGGCCCCGCCGACCAGGACGUCCUGCAGCCCUCCUUCAACUUCCUGUACUGCAGCCUCCACCAGCCGGCGCCAGGCAGUCAGAGGAGAGCUGCCGCGGUGCUCCUGAGCAGCUCGGCCCUGAUCUCGCUUCUGGACAAGAUGCUGGCGCGCACCUGGGCCAGGGCUGAGGCUGGCUCCCCGGGCCCCGAGCUCCUCGGCUCUGCCUGGCUGCUCGCCGCCUCCCUGGCUGCCCACCAGCGCCUCGGCAGCCUGCAGGUUCACCAGGUGCUGUCCGUAGACCUGGGCCAGGUGUUGAAGGCCCUCAGCUUUCCACAGAGAAAGGCUGCCCUGCUCUCAGCUGCCAUCUCACGCUUCCUGCGGACGGCCCUGCAGCAAAGCUUCUCCUCUGCCUUGGUGACUCUGGUGCCCUCAGAGAUCCAACCCCUGCCAGCCUGUGAGGACUCUGUCCUAGCUCCACUGGGAACAUCUCAAGUGCUGUCGCUGGUCAUUGGACUGCAGAACCUCCUGGUGCAGAAGGACCCUCUGCUGCCCCACGCCUGCGUCGGCUGUCUGGAAGCCUUGCUUGACUACCUGCAUGCGCGGAGCCCAGACAUUGCGUGCCAUGUGGCCUCCCAGCCCUGGAAUCGGUUUUUGCUGUUUACCCUCCUGGACGCCGGCGAGAACUCCUUCCUCAGACCUGAGGUCUUGAGGCUCAUGACUCUGUUUGUGCGUUUCCGGAGCAGCACUGUCCUCUCUCCUGAAGAGGUGGCGCAGGUUCUGCGAGGCGCGGCUUUGGCUGACCCCUCUACCCUUCCGAAUGCCACGCUCCAGGCGCUACACGGCUUCCUCCAGCAGGUCCAAAGCAUGGGUCUCCUUGCCGAUGACAGCACAGCCCAGACUCUGAAGGCCUCUUUGGAGGGCCUUUCCCCCUGCACUUCCUCUGCCCAGCCACCCCAAGACAUGCUCUGCCUGGCAGGGGUGGCUGUGUCACUAUCCCACAUCAGGGACUGACCCUCAGGACUUGCAGGCCCGGAAAUGGCGAGAGCUGAGACCUGGAGAAGACGUCAGGGCACAGCCGCUGGGGAGAUGGGUGACGAGUGCGGCCGUUUCCUGGGCUGUGGUUGGAAUGGAGCAAUAAAUGGAU
This is a messenger RNA of Condylura cristata (star-nosed mole), 3949 nucleotides long. RefSeq names its product meiosis inhibitor 1 (gene MEI1). Bases 1 to 3816 code for a protein of 1271 amino acids. Gene Ontology annotation, biological process: meiosis I. The transcript is spliced from 31 exons. The record is from RefSeq and is a predicted model, not a curated record. NCBI's taxonomy places the organism in Eukaryota, Metazoa, Chordata, Mammalia, Eulipotyphla, Talpidae.